UUUCAACCAAUUAGAGAGAAGAAUAACAUUCACAUCGAAUGUAAUCAACAUUUUUCUGACAACUGACAGCUGAACUGUUCUGUUUUUCUUUAUUCUAGGAAAUAUAUGUAGGACAAACCUCAAGAGAAAAAUGCCGGAGAAGCAAGAUGAUUGUGUUAGAGUAUGUGUAAGGUGUAGACCUUUAAAUGACACAGAAGUUAAACAAGGAUGUGUAAUGUGUGUGAAGGUUGAUGAAGUGAGAGGAUCCAUUGAGGUAAAAAUUCCUAACAGUAACAAUGGAGAACCUCCCAAAAAGUUCACAUUUGAUAUGGUGUUUGGUCCAAAUUCUAAACAAGUGGACUUGUAUAAUCAGGCAGCAAGACCUAUUGUAGACUUCGUAUUGGAGGGAUACAAUGGAACUAUAUUUGCCUAUGGUCAGACUGGUACUGGGAAGACUUUUACUAUGGAAGGUGUGAGAGCAGUACCAGAACUAAGAGGAAUAAUACCUAAUUCGUUUGCUCAUAUAUUUGGUAAAAUAGCAAAAGCGGAGGGAGACACAAGAUUUUUAGUAAGGGUAUCAUAUUUGGAAAUUUACAAUGAAGAGGUGAGAGAUCUGCUACAUAAAGACCAAAAUCAGAGAUUAGAAGUGAAAGAGAGACCAGAUGUAGGUGUUUAUGUCAAAGAUUUAUCUGCUUUUGCUGUAAAUAAUGCAGAUGACAUGGACAGAAUAAUGACAUUGGGAAAUAAAAAUCGUUCAGUAGGAGCUACCAAUAUGAAUAUGCACAGCUCUAGAUCUCAUGCUAUAUUUUCUGUUACUGUGGAAUGCAGUGAGAAAGGUCCUGAUGGCAAGCAUCAUGUCAGAGCUGGCAAACUUCACUUAGUAGAUUUGGCUGGUUCAGAGAGACAAGCUAAGACUGGUGCUACAGGUCAAAGGUUAAAAGAGGCCACAAAAAUCAAUUUGUCUUUGUCUACCCUUGGUAAUGUAAUAUCCUCAUUGGUUGAUGGUAAAAGUACACAUAUACCAUACAGAAACUCUAAACUGACACGUCUGUUGCAGGAUUCAUUAGGCGGGAACUCUAAAACUGCUAUGAUAGCCAACAUAGGUCCAGCAGAUUAUAAUUUUGAUGAAUCUAUCAGUUCUUUACGAUAUGCUAAUCGUGCCAAGAAUAUCAAAAACAAAGCUAAGAUUAAUGAAGAUCCUAAAGAUGCUUUACUCAGACAAUUCCAGAAAGAAAUUGAAGAACUUAGAAAACAACUUGAAGAAGGAUCAGAUUAUGAGGGUGGCUCCGAGUCUGAAUCAGAGGAGGAAGUUGUAGGUGAAGACGGAGUUGUUAGACGUAGGAAGAAACAAAGAAGGAAGAAAAAGGAAGGUGGUGGUAAGAAAGGAAACCACAUAUCUAAAGAAAAAAUGUCAGAAAUACAGGCCAUUAUUGAGAAGGACAGAAAGUUACUGGAACAAAAGAAAGACAUGGCUGAGGAAGAGAGAAAUAAAGUUAAAAAUGAAUUAGAAACUAGGGAAUCAGAACUUAAAAAAUACCAAGAAGAACAAGAACAACUUCAUCAGAAACUGGCAGCCAUUGAGAAGAAGUUGAUUGUUGGCGGUGAAAAUCUGUUAGAAAAAGCAGAAGAGCAAGAAAGAUUGUUAGAGGAAAGUGCCAUGGAAUUACAGGAGAGGAAAGAAAAGGAAGAAGAAUUAAGGACAGCUUUAGAGGAAAAGGAGCAAGAAAGAUUAGACAUAGAAGAAAAAUACUCCAAUUUACAAGAAGAAAAAGCUGGAAAAACAAAAAAGUUGAAGAAAGUUUGGACUAUGCUAAUGCAAGCCAAAUCUGAGAUUGCAGAUUUACAGCAAGAACAUCAGAGAGAGAUGGAAGGUUUGUUGGAGAAUGUACGACAAUUGAGUAGGGAGUUGAAAUUACAAAUGGUAGUUAUAGACAACUUUAUACCUCCAGAAUAUCAGGAAAUGAUAGAACAGCAUGUCCAUUGGAAUGAUGAUAUUGGAGAAUGGCAGCUCAAAUGUGUCGCAUACACUGGAAACAACAUGAUGAAAACACAACAAAAAGAUCAGGAUAAAAAUGAGUUAAAAGAACCAGACUUGUCUAACGUAUACCUAGCCUAUACUGCUGAAGGGGCAGCUGAAGCCAUGAAACCAAAAGCAAGUAAAUCGGGAAGACCCAAAUCUAGUAAACCUAAGUCUGCUAGACCUAAAAGUUCCAAAAAGAAAAGAGACCAGUCUAACCUUGACGAACUGUUACAGUAACUCUACACCUCCAACCUUGAUGAGCUGUUACAGUAACUUUACACCUUAGAUGCAGCCAUUGUUGUUAUUAAGUUUAUUGCAUAUUUUGGACAGUAUGUUUAAUUAUUUAUCAAUUACAUGAGGUCAACCUUUAUUGAAUCAUAAAAUAAUUUAUGUUGGUCUUUUUUAUCUUACAUUUUGAAAGAAUAUGUUAUGCAAUUUACAGUAGCGAAAGGAGGUUGACAAUAGCUAUACCUGUAAUUUUGUUAUUGUUGAUAACACAGUAAUAUUAAAUGCAUACAAGUAACAUUAAAAAAAAAUACAAUAGAAAUAAAAAAUUCCCUGGAAAUUUCUUGCACACUGAUUUAAAAUUGAAGUAAUAUACAGUAUUUUAAAUAACAGCUCUGUGAAUGAUCUCACAAUGGUUAUGUAAAGUUUGUUGGCAUGUAACUUUUUAUUAGAUCUGUAAGGUUGUUUCUUUUUUAAUUAAGUAUUGCACAAUAUUUUGCUAUAUGUGUUGAACUGAAUGACAAAAGGUAAAAAAAUAAUUUGUUGAAUUUCUUUUUUCCAAAUAGUCAAAGUGAGAAUAUUCUUUUGGUUUCAGACAUAUUUAUUGCAUGAAAUUUAAUAGUGCUUUGAAAGGUUGUGAUUCAUAAAUGUGAUAUGUAUAUGGGAAACGAAUCAGUUAAAUUAUUUAAGUAUGUGUGUUUUGGUGCAUGUGUGUGAGGUAAUUUGAGAGAUGUUACAUAUUUGUAAAACUUGUAAUACAUGUACAUGUUGUCCACAUGAUUGGAAACCAGAAAUAUAAACAGGCCUGGCUUUCUUUGUGAAUAUUGAUAUAAUUAGUGCAUGGCAUUAUUUACAUCAAUUGUGUUUUGUACAAAUCAUACUUCCAAAGAAUCCUCUAAAUACUACUAGAAACUCAUGCAGAUUUAUUCCCCACAAUUUACAAACAUGACUUUAGAUAAAUAUAUGAAUCCUUUAUUGUGUAACAAUGUACAGGGUAUAUGCAAGAUAGAUUACAAUGCAAACAAAUGUAAAACUUUUAUAAUGUCGAUCGAUUCUUCUUCUGUGUCAUAUUUAAAGUAUUUUUUAUAUUUAAACAUGGGUUUACUUAAAUAUGUUUGUCAAUUUUGUCAAGCUUAGUUCAUAACCUUUCAGUUGUAAUUAAAUAUCAUGUUUGUGCAACUGUUCUUAAGUUGGAUACAAAGUGAAAAUACAAGUGUCUUGAAUUGAAUUAUAGGACUUAUUAGAGUAAUUUGAUGAUAGAUUUUCUUUAAACAUGUACCCAACCUUCUUCCUUAUCUGUUUUACAAUGAAUAUUGAUUUAUGUUUGCAUUGAUUUAACUUAAUUUUAUAUUGUCCUGUUAGAUUUUCUUUGAGAAAGCAUGUAAGAUCUGAAAAUAAAGCCCGUGGAGUGUUUUAUAAUUAAAUGUUUUGUUCUCUUUAUUUCAGUUGUAGAGGCUUUAUAUCUCUUCUCUUCAAUCAUUGAAGACCUGAGUAUGACUAAAUCCAUCCAUAUUUUUAUUGUUUGUGUUUUUUAUUGAUAUUUAUUCUUUGUAUACAAUAUUUUUUACAUUAUGAUUUAUGAACAAAGUCUUUUUACUUGUUAUUGCAUGUCUGUAGAUUUAUUCUGAACUUUUUGUUUUUCUUCUGUUCGUAUAAUAUUUCAUCCAAAUGCUGGUACUAUUUAUCAGAUAACUGACUCAAAUGUUACUUUUUAAGGAGUGUCUCGAUUCAAUUAGAAUUUAAAAGUCAUUGUUGUUUAUUGGCUGGAUUAUAUUUUUUAAAUUUCAAACUAUGAAUGAAUGUAAUGUAAUUUUCUUAUAAAUUGUUUAAUUAAACCUAGUGUGAAAAAAAAUCUCUUUAUCAAAAGAAACUGUUGCACCUAUUGAAUGAAUAUGUAAAGAGCUGUUCUUCAAAAAUGUGUAUGGUAAUUCAUCUAUUGUUUCAUAGCUGCAUUUUAGUUUCAGUCAUAGGAAAAAAAAGCUGGAAACAAAGUUGCCUCUGAAAUCAUACAAUGUUGUUACCAAUUGCAAAUUUCAUUUUGGAUGUACUAAUGAUUUAUAUUUUUUUAUAAUAAAGCAGUUGUACUUUG
This is a messenger RNA of Mytilus trossulus (common blue mussel), 4313 nucleotides long. RefSeq names its product kinesin-like protein KIF3A. The transcript has 17 exons. Gene Ontology annotation, biological process: spindle elongation; mitotic spindle organization; microtubule-based movement. The coding region runs from base 131 to 2236 and encodes 701 amino acids. Gene Ontology annotation, molecular function: microtubule binding; microtubule motor activity; ATP binding. Lineage: Eukaryota; Metazoa; Mollusca; Bivalvia; Mytilida; Mytilidae. Gene Ontology annotation, cellular component: microtubule associated complex. The record is from RefSeq and is a predicted model, not a curated record.